AUGACUUCCAUGGUUUUUAGUCGAUUUGUUCGUUCAUUGGUUCGGCCAACUCAAGUGCGCCAACUCUCGAUGACAACGGGUUUAUUUGGUAUGUUAAUGUACGAUUACUUGCUGAGCUUCUCUGUUAUUUUACUAAAUUAAGGUACGAUGCAUUUCUGAUCGAAAGUUUUGUCAAUUUUUAUAAAACGCCCCAAAUUUUUAUAUUACUUUAAGAAAAUUUCGUAAAAAUUUGUAAUCAUGUAUGUUUAUUGUGUGUAUUUUGUAAUUUCAGACCGGUUCUACACGAAGAAGCACGAAUACAUCAGUGUGGACGGGUCCAAAGGCACAGUCGGAGUAUCAGAUUUUGCUCAGAAAUCCCUCGGAGAUGUUGUUUAUGUGGAGCUGGCGGAGAAAGGCGCCCAAGUGGAGAAAGGAGACACAGCCGGAGCCAUUGAGUCAGUAAAGUCGGCCUCAGACAUCUACAGUCCUGUCUCGGGCACCAUCACCGAUGUAAACAAUGCAUUGGACGAAAAACCGCAGCUGAUCAACAAAUCCCCUUAUGAUGAAGGUAAAAUUUCUUGUUUUGGUCUUGUUUUAGUGUCUAAGAAAUUUUUUUGGGUUGGAAAUGGACCUCAUAGGCAAUUUAAAAGUAUAUAAUAAUUUGGUGAUUAUAUUAUACUUGACAUAACAUGAUAUUUUCAGGCUGGCUAUUCAAGAUUGACCUUAAAUCCCCCGAAGAGCUGAAAGAUCUCAUGGACGAAGCUGCAUACUCCAAGUUCUGUGAAGCCGAGGAAAGCGAAGAAUAA
Bursaphelenchus xylophilus (pine wood nematode) is the source of this 785-nucleotide messenger RNA. The record is from the annotation of a GenBank genome assembly. NCBI's taxonomy places the organism in Eukaryota, Metazoa, Nematoda, Chromadorea, Rhabditida, Aphelenchoididae.